This is a messenger RNA of Daphnia pulicaria, 1059 nucleotides long. RefSeq names its product carbonic anhydrase 2-like. The coding region runs from base 61 to 960 and encodes 299 amino acids. Gene Ontology annotation, cellular component: plasma membrane. The record is from RefSeq and is a predicted model, not a curated record. The transcript has 8 exons. Lineage: Eukaryota; Metazoa; Arthropoda; Branchiopoda; Diplostraca; Daphniidae. Gene Ontology annotation, molecular function: zinc ion binding; carbonate dehydratase activity.
AUGCCUGCUGUUAAGGGAACUUGUUAGCAGUUUGAAAUCAGAAGUCAACACUCGAACACGAUGAAUUCCUUGCUGGCUGGAAUUACUUUAAUCCUAACGCUUUGUCACUUCACCGUGGGAAUGGAACCCACCGAUGGAAUUCCUCCACUUCCUCCAAUACGACAAUUAAGAGAAGAUUCGGAGGACUGGAAUUACAAAAAUCCAAAUGACUGGGUCAAAUCUUUCGAUAAAUGUGCUGGUAGAGAACAAUCGCCGAUUGACCUUCGUGUAGCUACUGCAAUACGGAAUCAUUUCCCGGAAUUCAAAUUUCAUGGCUAUGAAGUACUUCUCAGGAUGGAAAUUAGGAACAACGGGCAUUCUGUUGAGCUUAAACCAGCUCUGUCAGAGGCAACGACAUUUCUGCCUUAUAUUACAGGUGGUGGACUAAAUAACGCAUACAUCUUUCACUCAUUGCACUUUCAUUGGAGUGACAACUCAGCUCGAGGUAGUGAACAUACCAUCAAUUCCGUCUAUUUCCCAGCCGAGUUACAUGUUAUCCACUACAACCAUAAAUAUGGAUCAUUUGAAAACGCCGCCCAAAAUUCGGAUGGAUUUGCUAUCUUGGCUAUUUUAAUUGAAUUGGAAAGACAAAGCAACCCAAUUUUUCGCCACAUCGUGAGUCAACUGGGAAAAAUUAAAAUGAAAAAGCAAAAGGCCCUUCUUACCAGUCCCAUCAUUCUGAGUGAUAUUCUACCCGACAACACCAAAGAUUUUUACCGUUAUCACGGUUCCUUGACGACCCCCAACUGUGAAGAAACUGUCAUCUGGACUGUUUUCACGACUCCAAUUGCUGUCUCUGAAACCCAGUUGAACGCUUUCAGAUUCAAAGUUUACGAUUCUGAUGACGAGCGUAUGGUAAUGAACUGGCGUCCCCUACAGUGGAGUAAUAACCGCAAAAUUUACUUGAAUAAACACAUUUAAGUGAUUUAUUUUAUAUUAAUCACGACCCUUAAAUUAAAUUAUUGGCUACACAAUUUUGUAAGCGAUAAUGUUUAUAGGCAAAUAAACAUACCGUAAUGA